Molecule: messenger RNA, 864 nt
Organism: Colletotrichum aenigma
Lineage: Eukaryota; Fungi; Ascomycota; Sordariomycetes; Glomerellales; Glomerellaceae
Gene: purU
Product: Formyltetrahydrofolate deformylase
Exons: 1
Coding region: 1-864 (287 amino acids)
Biological process (GO): 'de novo' IMP biosynthetic process
Molecular function (GO): formyltetrahydrofolate deformylase activity
Source: RefSeq, a predicted model, not a curated record
AUGGCCUCCGCCAAGCACGACCACAUCUUCACGCUGUCCUGCCCGGACAAGUCCGGCAUCGUGCACGCCGUGACCGGGGUGUUCGCGGCGCAGAAGCUCAACAUCCUGGACCUCCAGCAGUUCUCCGACCCCGUCUCGGAGAAGUUCUUCAUGCGCGUGCACUUUGGCCCGACCGAGACGGAGUCGACGGAGCACCUUACGGCCCCGUUCGACGCCCUCGCCGCCGAGCUCCAGCUGGACUGGUACCGCAUCCGCCCCGUCGCCCGCAAGCUGCGCACCCUCAUCAUGGUCUCCAAGAUCGGCCACUGCCUCAACGACCUGCUCUUCCGCGCAAAGUCCGGCCAGCUGCCCAUCGACGUGCCCCUCAUCGUCUCCAACCACCCGGACUACCAGACCCUCGCCGGCAACUACGGCAUCGACUUCCACCACCUGCCCGUCACCAAGGACACCAAGGCCGCGCAGGAGGAGGCCAUCCUCAAGCUCGUCAACGACAACGACAUCGAGCUGAUUGUCCUCGCGCGCUACAUGCAGGUCCUCUCGCCCAAGCUGUGCGAGGCCAUGUCCGGCAAGAUCAUCAACAUCCACCACUCCUUCCUGCCGUCCUUCAAGGGCGCGAAGCCCUACCACCAGGCCUACGACCGCGGCGUCAAGAUCAUCGGCGCCACGGCCCACUUCGUCACCGCCGACCUGGACGAGGGCCCCAUCAUCGAGCAGCGCAUCGCCAGGGUCGACCACGGCAUGAGCCCGAAGGACCUCGUCGAGGAGGGCUCCAACAUUGAGAGCCAGGUUUUGGCGGCCGCUGUCAAGUGGACUGCCGAGGGCCGCGUGUUCCUCAACAAGACCAAGACUGUUGUUUUCAACUAA